Molecule: messenger RNA, 652 nt
Organism: Effrenium voratum
Lineage: Eukaryota; Dinophyceae; Suessiales; Symbiodiniaceae
Source: the annotation of a GenBank genome assembly
AAGAGCCAACGCACAGUUGGCCGUCUCAAGUUCCUGGCCCUUCGUCCGCUUUGCGCCAUGGCGACUCUCGGCUUCCUGCUUGUGCUGGCCGCUGCCAGCGAUGAUGUGGAGGCUGAGCUGGAGUCCCCCAAGCUCAGCUGCUUCCGGCGAGGUUGGGGCUAUGAGGACUCUUGGCACAAGGACCUCAACGGCGGCUUUGUGGCCAAUGCAGAGACCUGCCAGGAAACCUGCGAUCACAUGUGGUUCUGUGACGUCUUCACCUAUUACGAGGACACGAAAAAGUGCUUCCUCCAAGGCAACCAAGCCAUUGAGAUGGUGAAGACAACAGCCAUCAGCGGCCCCAAGACGUGCUCAGCCACCUCCUUGUCCGAAGCUCUGAAGAUGGUGAAGCACGCGGGCUGGUCUGCGGCCAAGGGCGCGCAGGCAGAGGCUAUGAACCUGCAGCAGAUCAAGAUCGCAGGGGUGCAGGCGGUGCAGCAGAAUGGCGUGAAGCUGGGCUUGUCCAACACGCAGAAGGCGCAAGUCACUGCGGGGGUCGUCGGCAUGAUCGCAGCAGUGAAAGCGGCGGGAGAUGGCAACAGAGUCUCAACUGACUUUUAGUCAUGGUGUUGCCCAAGCGGCCGCUUCUCCUUAGUCGCUUCCUACAAGUGAC